Messenger RNA from Cotesia glomerata, 4359 nucleotides. RefSeq names its product transcription factor CP2-like protein 1 (gene gem). Lineage: Eukaryota; Metazoa; Arthropoda; Insecta; Hymenoptera; Braconidae. Gene Ontology annotation, molecular function: RNA polymerase II cis-regulatory region sequence-specific DNA binding; DNA-binding transcription activator activity, RNA polymerase II-specific. Bases 610 to 2946 code for a protein of 778 amino acids. The record is from RefSeq and is a predicted model, not a curated record. Gene Ontology annotation, cellular component: nucleus. Gene Ontology annotation, biological process: regulation of transcription by RNA polymerase II. The transcript has 11 exons.
UCAUUUAUCGUCAGAACAAAUUGAAUACUUUAGUGGAAGAUAGAUGAUAAAAGUAGCAUCAACUCGAAGAUAUUAGCAAGUGAUGUCUUCAUAUCUAAUUGAAAUACUUGAAUUUAGAAAGCUAUAUUUUUUUAGCUGUGUUCUAGGUAACUCUAAAAGACACAUUUUAAAUCUUUUAUUAAAAUACAAUUUGUAGAUGCUUGAAUGAGUUGUUAACAGCAAAUUCUUAUAUCAAACUAGAAAGAAAAAUAACUACUACAUUGUGAAAUUAACUUGAGAUAAAAAAAUAACAUGAUGAGUUAAAACGGCCAAAUUUUAAAUCAAAAAGCUGUUGAACAAUAAAUAUACUGAAAAAUUAAAACGCUUCAAACAAUGCAUAUGAGAUUACGAACUUUGAAUUAAGGCCGAUAUUGAUAUACAUUAAACAUUUUUAUAUGCUUAUUUUUUUUAUUAAAUUUCUUAAAGUUAUCAUUUUUUAAUCUACAAAGCAUCAUUGAAACGUUAAUAUAUAACAAUAAACAACUAACUUUUUUAAAAAUAAAAAAAAUCAAGUCCAGCACAAAAUAGUAGAAUUGUCAAAUAGUAGUUUCAUUGUCUAAAUUGAUUAAAAUGGAGUUACAAGAGACAAGCUCAGAUGCACUGAAUGAAUCGAUGUGGCCGGAUCAUCUUCCAUCACCAUCGUAUCAACAAUUAUCACCGCCUGUUCAACAAAGCGGACGCAACGUCAUUACCUCUCAACAAAUAUCCGUGGGUUAUCAUACUCCGGAUGGUAGUAUUUUGUGGAAUGAAAAACGCGAAUCACCACAAAGUUCUCCGGAUACAAAUGAACCAUUACUUCAUUCCGAUGAGAUACGAGAAAAUUCACCAACAAAUGAACAAGCUUCAGCUUCUGGAUAUCAUCAGUUUAUGUCAAAUCGUAAACGACGAUGUGAGCUUAACCAAAUUGGUGACUUAGAUCGCAAAUAUAUUCGAAGAGAUGGUUCCACUGCAAGUAAUGUAUCGUUACAAGCAUGGUCUUCCAAGCAAGUUGAAGAAUUUGAACAUUUGGUUGGUUGUGGUGAUCUUGAUGGAUUGAAUGGUUCACUAUCUGCUAUUGGUACUAAUGAACUUGUUAAUGUUGUUGCAUCUUAUAACAUAAGUGAAGCUUUGUUGGCGCUACCCUCGUUGACAAUCUUCAAACAGGAAGCUCCUUCCCCGGAAAAUCAGAUCAACAAUCCAAAUUUGAAUCACGUGUCGCAACGGAAUCUUAAUGGAUCUUACCCAAAUAAUGGAAAUAUUGGUCUAUUAGUUGAACCAGAUAGUAAUAACAGCCUCAACAAUAAUACAAGUAAUAGUGUUUCUACAACGACAACAACUAUAACAUCAGCAACAACAUUACCACCGAAUAGCACUGGUAAUAAUCGAACCAACACUAAUUAUAGUAGUAACGCUCCAGGAUUUAAUUCUUGCAAUGGCAACAGUGGGCGAGAACAACCCACUAAUUUUAAUUCUUUACUAUAUUCAAACAAAGAUGAUUUUUCUAAUGGUCCGUCCGCUGGUAAUCAUGUGUCCUCAUCUCAACAAGAGUAUGAAUUUAAUGGAGAUAAUCGAUUUCAAUAUGUAUUGGGAGCAUCGACAAGUAUGGCAAUAAAAUUAGUUGAUGAAACAUUGACGUAUCUUAAUCAAGGCCAACCUUAUGAAUUAAAAUUAAAAAAACUUGGUGAUUUAUCAGCAUAUCGUGGAAGAAUACUUAAGUCAACGAUUAAAAUAUGCUUUCAUGAGAGGAGAUUGCAAUAUACUGAGCGUGAACAAAUGAUUGCUUGGCAACAGGCUAGACCUGGUGAGCGUUUGUUAGAAGUUGAUGUACCUUUGAGUUAUGGUGUAUUGGAAGUAACACAAAAUGCUUUACCGAAAAAUACUGUUGAAAUUACAUGGGAUCCAACUAAAGAAGCUAAUGUUUACAUUAAGAUAAAUUGUAUCAGUACUGAAUUUACGGCAAAAAAACAUGGAGGUGAAAAAGGUGUACCGUUUCGGAUUCAAGUAGAAACAUCGUUAUGUAAUGAUUUUCGAUUGCAUGCAGCCUCUUGUCAAAUCAAGGUCUUUAAAUUAAAAGGAGCAGAUCGUAAACACAAGCAAGAUCAAGAAAAAAUACGCCGAAAACCACCAGAAAAACAAGACUUAUAUCAACCGAGCUGUGAAUGCACUGUUUUAAGUGAAAUACCACUCAAUUUAUUACCACCAACAAAUUCUGGUCUGAACAGUCAAAUAAAUCCUAUUGUACCUACUGAUAUAACUUUAAGCCGAAGCUCGGGAAAUGGAUCACCUUCAGAUUCUGGGCCAGACGAUAUUAGUGAAGGAUCACCACAACAAAUACCAAGAACACUAUCACCAGCACUUAUUCUUCCAGAUCAAACAUCAAAUACUGAUAUAACAGUUGGUGGACCAUUUUCCCUUCCUGAAAAUGCAAAUUCUACACAAACAACGGCUUGGUUGCGUGCCAAUGGGUUUCAAACACUUGAAGCAACAUUCAGAGAUUUUUCAGCCGGUGAUUUUCGUUUACUGACUCGAGAAGAUUUAAUCCAAAUAUGCGGCUUAGUUAAAGGUAUUCAGCUCUACAACAGAAUUAAGUUACGAUUCCCAGAGCCAUUACGAACUUUAUAUUUCGCUGUGGAAAAUAAUGAAAUUCCAGUGUGGGAAAUUAUAUAUUUGCAUCAUUUAAAUAGUAAGAUUCUCAUUGCUGAAAUCUUGAAGAAAUUCAACCUUCUUUAUGAGCAUUUACAUUCCACUUGGGUUAGAGGACCACAUAAUAUUCGGAUUUCAAUUUCUAAUGAAGUUGUGGAGAAUAUGAAAGAUGAAAGUUUAUACUUAAUCGAAAUUAUAAAAGAUAUGCCUAACGACAGCUACAAACUUCUAUUAAAACCUUUUAAUGGUGACAACGAUGUUAAAAAGAAUGCAAGAAUUUCCUAAAUUUAAAUUCAAAUAAUUUAUCUGUCGGUAUAAUAUGCAAAACAUAUAUUUUACUAAUUUUUACGGCAAUACGAAAUUUAGUACCAACAACUUGUGUUUUUUUAUAAACGCUACUAUUCAGUGUAUUUGUUUUGGUGAUAUAUUAAUUUAAAUGACAAAUUAAUAAAUCGCAGAUCUAUUUUUAUAUCUCAAUCAAAGAACAGUGUAUCGUAUUAUAAAACAUUACUUUGAUUUGAGCUUAUUAAUUUGUAUUCUUAACAAGAGAUAAUUUGGCGGGUUUCGAUUUUUAAACUAUUUCAAAAAAUUUAUUUUCGUUAAAUAGUAAACUUUAAAAAUAUCGUUUUAGUUUAAUGUUUGAUAAUAAUGAAAUUGUUAUAAAUUGAACAAUUCUAGUGACUAAAGUUAACGAUAAAAAUUAAAUUUGUUAACUUUGCAUUAGAGAGUUUCAAUAGUAUAUUCCACGAAUAAUUUAAGAUUAAUUCUAUAAUCAUCAUUAUUUUAUCAUGGCUAUUUUUGUUUAUUAUUAAAAAAACAGAAAAAAAUUUUUUCUAUUGAAAUAAUUGUCAUUAAUGAAAAUUUUACUGUUUAUUAUCAAAAUUGUAUUUUUUUUUAAUUAUAUUAUUUUUUAUUGUGUUAUUUGCAUGCCAUUAAUACUAUUAAUUAUUUUGGUUACGAUAUUAGUGAGUAAAAAAUAAUUUUUAUAAUGGUAACAAUUCUAAAAUUGUCCAUUAAAUAAUUGCUUAUUGUUAUUACUAAUGAAAUGAAUUUUUGUUUGAUAAUUUAUAUUACACUUAUGAUCCAGCAUAUAUCAAAUUUAAUCUGAAAACUUUAUGUAUUAUUAAAAUAUUUUAAAACAAGAUGUAGAUAGUAUAAAUAAUGCGUAAUGAAUCAAAUUAAGUUCUGAAAAUGUAUUUAAUUAUAAAAUUUUCUGUAUUUAUUUAACAUGAAGUAAAUCUAGGGUUAACUUAUAAUUCAAAUAAUAUUUUUAAAAACUUCUAAAUUUUUAUUUGAUACUGAUAAAUAUCCGUAAUUUUGUAUAUUUAUUUGAAUCACGUGAUAUUUAAAAGUAAGAAAGUAAUAGUAAUUUAGUAUUAACGAAAUGUUAUAUUUUAUAUCUAUAAAUGAGACUUUGAAGUCAUUCUUUAAUAUAAUCUAAAUGUUAUUCAGGAAUAAAUGAUUAAAUGUUGCAAUUAUCGUCUGUAUUGUUAAUUUAUGUAGUUCAUAAUUUAUUUUAAAGUUAAUUGCACUACGAUAUUUUGUUUAUUCUUUACUUGCAAAAUUAUCGCUAGCAUUAUAAAUUGACAAAUGAUUAGGUCAUGCCAUUUGUCCCACGAUUACCGUGAAUUUAACAGUAAUUUAAAAAAAAAAUUCUUUCAGUGCACAUUGAUGUUAAUAAAAUAUUUUUAUCAAGUA